Messenger RNA from Phycodurus eques (leafy seadragon), 2220 nucleotides. It is a transcript of the gene camk2n1, whose product is annotated as calcium/calmodulin dependent protein kinase II inhibitor 1. Lineage: Eukaryota; Metazoa; Chordata; Actinopteri; Syngnathiformes; Syngnathidae. The transcript is spliced from 2 exons. Bases 565 to 807 code for a protein of 80 amino acids. Gene Ontology annotation, biological process: negative regulation of protein kinase activity. Gene Ontology annotation, molecular function: calcium-dependent protein kinase inhibitor activity; protein kinase binding. The record is from RefSeq and is a predicted model, not a curated record.
GUGUACAUCCUCGUCAGUGCAGCUGGACGCUUGUGUGCCUUCUGCGUUGCUGUUUGUUUUUGUUUUGCACCAGAUCGCCCCCCCCCACCCCCCCCUAAAUCGAAUAGCUCCCUCGCCAGGUCUCCCCGGCAUCCGCGUUUUGCAUCUCUGCCUCACAUUUUCCGUGCCAGCGACUCCGUGCAGUGGGCGCAACCUCCACGACUCUCCAUCACCAAACCAACAUCUUCUUUUUUCGGAGACUACAACCGACGGGUAGGGGGGAGGUCGGGGGGGGGGGGAAGAAGAAGGAAUUGUCAACAAUGUUGCCCAAACUGCACGAUUGGAUGAUUCUGGGACAUUUCCGCAUCAAUGUUUUAAUCCUCACACACGUGUGUGUUGUGGGUAAAUAACAAAGCGCUUGAUCGUCUCUGCGUCGUGUGUGUUGUUUUUUUAUUUUUAUUUUUUUCCCUUCUUCUUGUUCCCUCCUUUUGUUCACUGAAGACGACGUCUCCCCCCCCCCCCACGCUUCCGGCGAGGAGCUUCACGUUUGUGCGCCUCGGUUUUUGCUCAAAGACGCAUCUGGAAAUGUCGGAAGUGUUGCCUUUCAACGAAGAGAAAAUGAGUCGUUAUGGAAAUGAGGGCGACGAGGGACACCUUUCCUUCACCUGUCGCCUUCAAGACACCAACAACUUCUUCAAUGGCUCGCAGAAUAAACGUCCGCCCAAACUGGGACAAAUAGGCCGGAGCAAACGGGUUGUGAUUGAGGAUGAGGCUGGAAAUGACGAUGCACUGAAAAACGAAACAGAGAAGACCCCGGCGGACGCUUAGAAAAACAGACUCUCUUGAUUUUUUUUUUUUAAAUGAUGAUAUUUACCAGUUUCAAUCCAAAGACAUUGUAUAUAAGCACUUUGUUUCAUGUGGCAGCAAGCAGCACUUCCACACACCCUCCUCUCCAAGGCACUCAUGGCCAUCUGGGUGACGCGCACACACCGGCAGCGAAAGAGACUCCCAGGUGGACCCCCCACCAGCACACACACCCUACAGGAAGGGGUUUUGCCAUAAAUCGAAUAGCUGGAGAAGGAUGGAGGGGUGGGGGUUCAGAUGGGUGAAGGAGUCAAAUCAGGGAGAGGAUCCAGAAAUUAAUAUUAAAUCGAAACUAAAGCACACAUUUCUGCUAACUGUCUAAAUUAUAUAUAUAUAUAUAUAUAUAUAUAAAUAUAUAUAUAUAUAUAUAUAUAUAUAUAAGUUUGUAAAUAGGGAAUACAUUUUCUUGCACAAGUUUGGUAUCUAUUUCUCUUCAUUUUAGGGAAAAAUGACGUAUUUUGCAGUGAAUUUACGCCUGAUGUUUGUUGUUUUUGUAUGUUGAGAGGACUUUUUCCCAAUUAAAAUCUCGAUAUUGCCUGUUUUUUUGUUAUACUUUGCAGCUGACGUUAUUUCUUUGUUGAUGAUGUACCUCCCACCGAUGCGUGUAAGCUUCCGGGCCUUCACCUGGAUUGGUUGACAUGACUGAACACAACCUAUUGAUAAACUACUUAUAUUACAUUGCGCAUCAUCGUGUGUGUGCCAAACGUCAUGAGGUAUAUACUAUACUGUGCUGCACCGGACAAAUUGUUCUUUUUUGCGCUUUUACAUUGACUCUUAAAAGUUGUUUGUUGUUGUUUUUUUAGGGCUACAACUUAAAAUACCAACUCAUGCAUGGCAAACUUAAAAUCAUGCAUGCCCAGCAGCAGAACUUCUGAAACUUGUGUGUAUUCUUGAAGCACCUCGUGAAACAGCUUUGAAUGACAAACCUCAAGCAGCAGUCUUAAUACUGUACUGUAUCAUUCACUCUUAUUUGUACAGUGGCCUAAUAUCUUGUAACAAAGGUGACAAUGAACUAUUAACUGUUUAAUAAAUGAUGAGGUGGAUUUAUGUUUUUUAAUGUUUACAAGUGUAGCAAAAACACAAAAGUCUAGUUUUAUAUGAUGAGGUUCAACACAAGAGUGUAACUUGGCAGACUUUUCAGAUGUGUUGCUUGUAUAGUUGAUAAUAGAUUGUAUAUCUGGCUGUCAUGGAAGGUUAAGUCAGCGUUUUCCACUGUGAGAAAGUAGCAUCCCAGUCAUCUGAACGAUUGGAAGGUGUCGAGAAUGGAAUAAAAAUGAACAAACAAUAAAAAGAAAGAAUAAAACGAUGCUCUGUGCUGUUGUUUUGACUUCCAUCUCAAACGUGGUUAUUGUGUAGCAAACGGCUAUGAUAAAUCAC